AUGAGAGAUAUCAAAGAAAUAUCUUUUUUAUUUCUAUUAUUAAAUUUAGUAGACCAUUUGAGUGCGCUAACUCUUUAGAUCAACAAUAUCUUUAGCAAAAAUUACAUCUAUUGCUAAUAGAAAAGUUGCAGCUACAUAUAAAGUAGCUUACAAGAUUAACCAACAACACUCCUCAACUAUAAUAAUGAUAUUUUAAAAUAUAAUGAAUGUUAAGCAAAUCAACCAUCUUGCUACUUAGAAUUUUAUUUACCAUUUAAUUUAGUAAACAAGCAGGAUUGUGACUCAUUCUGUUACAAUAAUUAAUCAUUUUUAACCAAUGAAUUUUAGUAGAAUAAGCAAUGCAAUGAUCUAUGCUUUUUAAGGUCUUAUUAAGACACAAUAUAAACAUAAGAGAUGUAGAUUUUGAAUUAAUUUGGAGACUGCUUAGACAAACAAAAUGCAUUUUAGAAUUUUGACUUAUCUAAUGACCAGGUCAUUUUAGAUAUAAAUUAAUACUAAAGUUGUAUUGGAUAAACUGAAUAAUGCUAGUAGUAUUUAUAAAACUAAAAUUUAAGCUCUUUUGCUAGUUGCUUUAGCUACUGUUCUUCUAGAGAUUUUAUAACUUAAAUAUUUCAAUCUCAUCUUAAUUCUACCUAAAGUUGCUUAAAUUAGAUUCUUGGUAUUACAGAUUCUUCCUCUUCCUAAACAAUUAAUUGGGACUAAUUUGGACUGAUUGUUGGAGUGUUAUGUGGUGCGCUAAUUUUAUUAAUUGCAUUUUAUAAAUUCUACUUGAGAAAGAAACACAUACAAAAAAAGAAAGAAAUUGAAGAAAAAAAUAAUGAGGCGUAAAAAGUUACAAAUAAUAACUUGAAAUAUCAGAACGAAGAUAUGGAAGCAGCUAACAAUGAAAAUUAAAAAUCUCCUGAAAAUUUAAACAGCUAAGAAGGCUAAUUAAAAUUAAAUAUGAUAAAUAUUGACUGGACUCAUUCUUAAAGUCCUAAAAAACUUUUUUCCUUAAACUAGAACAUGCAAAUUGAUUGCUCACCUACUAAAUUUAGCAACUCAAGAGAGGACACCUAAAAUAAUCUUAUGAAAUCUCAAUUUAUGAGAAGUAAGAUCGAUACCAUUUUCGAAGAGAUAGAGAAAGAAAGAGAUGUUAAAAAAUAAAAAAGGUAACAAAAAUAAGAAGAAAGUGAAUAAGAAUUAAGCAAAAUAUAACAGAGACAAGCAAACUAAUUUUCAAUUAAUUAAACUGAUUAUUGUUAAAUGCUAGAUUAAUUAAGAAAGAAUUUUUAAGAAGUAAAUGAAAAUAUCAAAGAGUAGCCUAUCUUAGUAUAAAAUAAUCCAGCUCUUUAAUCAUAAAAUAUUAAUAAAUCCAAUUAGAAAGGCAAAGACAUUGUAUGUUAAAUUCCUAGUCAAGUAUAGUAAAAUGAAGAUGAAAAAGAAUUUGAUAACAAAAACACUAGCUAAGAACUGGAUAAUAAUUUUGCUAAAAAUUUACAGUAAUUUCUAUAAUCAGUUGGGCUCUAAGUAGUUCAAGAACAACUUUCUAAUAAAAGCAGCUAGUAAAUAUCUGGAGGAAAUAAGUCUUCAACUAUGUAAGAAAAAAGAGUUUAAAAUUUAAAUUAAAAAAUAGAAAUAUAAUGA
This is a messenger RNA of Tetrahymena thermophila SB210, 1626 nucleotides long. Its product is annotated as transmembrane protein, putative. The transcript has 2 exons. NCBI's taxonomy places the organism in Eukaryota, Ciliophora, Oligohymenophorea, Hymenostomatida, Tetrahymenidae. The record is from RefSeq and is a predicted model, not a curated record.